CAAUCAGAGGCUUACAAUCCUCUGUCCGUCAAAACCAUUUCACGGUUGUUGAAUUAAGGGUUAGGGGUUGGGACGCGUGUCGACACGCCCACACUCUAGCGUCAAAUUUCUGCAGCUACACGUCUGCAGCGACGGAUAUGGUUGGCUCUCAAACAGCAGCGCGGGAAAGAGCACACAAGCAAGUCAUACUGGGAAAGGAGUCACUGGAAAAGAUAUCGCCAUUGUCGUGUUUUUGUAAUUACCCGACUACAAAGUUGUUCAGUAGAUUUAGAAUAUCCUUUUUUUUUGCAUUUUCAUUCACUUUCUCAACAUGCCAUCGCUAGAAGUUACAGAUGCUUCCACUGUUUCUCCGCUGAAGAGGAGAAACACUGAAUUGCCUGCAGAAGACGCCCGACCUGUUCUUAAAUUUGCAAAACUUUCCGAGCGUGCCACCGCUCCCACAAGAGGUUCAGCUAAAGCUGCAGGCUAUGACCUAUACAGUGCUUAUGAUUACGUCAUUGGAGCUAUGGAUAAGGCCAUCGUGAAGACAGACAUCCAGAUCGCGGUGCCGUCUGGCCACUAUGGGAGAGUGGCACCUAGAUCUGGACUGGCAGCAAAACAUUUCAUUGAUGUUGGCGCUGGAGUUGUAGAUGAGGACUACAGAGGGAAUGUAGGAGUUGUGCUUUUCAACUUCAGUAAGGAACCCUUUGAAGUGAAAAAAGGUGACCGAGUGGCUCAGCUAGUGUGUGAGAAGAUCUGCUACCCAGAUCUUGUGGAGCUUCAGACGCUGGAUGAAACAGAACGUGGAGCUGGAGGUUUUGGCUCAACUGGACGCAACUGAAAAUGCCGAAUAUUUUUGCUAUUCAGAUGAGUAGAGCUGUAAAAAAUUAAAUAUACUUUGGCUGUUGAAUAAAUAAAGUUUUUCUAAUUUUUAUUUCAUUUUUAUACUUGCGUCACCACUUGUGAAAGGUAAUUUCUAGUUGUCUUGACAUGUAAAUAAAAAUAAACAGGUCUUCCGUAUAUCCACACGGGGGCACUGUGAGACAAGGAUAA
Molecule: messenger RNA, 1032 nt
Organism: Lampris incognitus (smalleye Pacific opah)
Lineage: Eukaryota; Metazoa; Chordata; Actinopteri; Lampriformes; Lampridae
Gene: dut
Product: deoxyuridine triphosphatase
Exons: 6
Coding region: 311-820 (169 amino acids)
Biological process (GO): dUTP catabolic process; dUMP biosynthetic process
Molecular function (GO): magnesium ion binding; dUTP diphosphatase activity
Source: RefSeq, a predicted model, not a curated record